Cydia pomonella (codling moth) is the source of this 7251-nucleotide messenger RNA. RefSeq names its product trans-Golgi network integral membrane protein TGN38-like. Lineage: Eukaryota; Metazoa; Arthropoda; Insecta; Lepidoptera; Tortricidae. The record is from RefSeq and is a predicted model, not a curated record. The coding region runs from base 130 to 1554 and encodes 474 amino acids. The transcript is spliced from 5 exons.
GCUCGAACUCAACUAGCUGUCGUGAGUGUCAUGUUAUUUUCAUUCAUCAGUAAUUCGUGAGUUACGACAGAAAUUUAAACACUGUUUUGUAAUACUUUGUGAAAUCCAGGAGUAUUUCGCCCAAAAAAAAUGUUGCGGUACUCACUUAUAUUGUUAUUAGUAAAUAUUUACGGUCGUAGUUUGGGAGUACCUGUCCCAAAGCAAAACAGUAACGGUAAAAUAUUGAUAAGUAACCUGCUGAAUGAUCUCAGCAAACAAUGCAAAAACGAGUUUGUACUGAGCCAAAUUGAGAGCAAAAACUCCACAUGCGAUGUGGAAAUGAACUUUCACAUUGAUAAUUUGCAAUGUUUGAUGUUUUACGACGCUAACCGUCUUCUGUGUAACCUAACUGCACUGAGUAGUGCUUACCUUGCAACAGAUUUUAAGGAUAAGAUUACCGAAAAACAAAACGUUUCCGCUUACUGCAGCGAAGCUUCGCAUUUCACCAUUCCUUCAACACCAUACCAACGUAUGCUUACUAUAGUGUUCCAAAGUUCGGAUGACUGUAAAGGAGUUUGCACUGAUGAUGACAUAAGAACUGGUGAUACAAACUUCUUCUGCAAGUAUUACAAGUGGUCAUUGUUGAAUCUCCCUAUACCACAGAGCUCUCUUCAGGGCUCUGUACCUACUGUUUCUGCUGGUUUAGGAACAACAGGUGAUUUACACAAAACUGAUGCAACAGCAAUUCAGGGGAUUCAACAGUCAGAUGGACAAGUUAAAAAGACUUCAGAUACUGUAGAUACUAAUACACAGUUGGUAAAAGUUAAGGAAACAAAUCAACACACAUCGGAAGUGACCAAACAAGAGUCCUCUUCGGCAAUACAGUUGACUGUUUCACAAAAUCCAGAAAGUCUUAAUUUGCCAAGUAAUGUAGACAGUAGUAAGAAGAGCACCCAAAAAUCUGUAGUUAAUGAAGAAACUGCAGACAAAGCUGGAGACAUGGAUCCUGGUGACUCGGUUGUGGAACCGAUUGAUGCUGGAAAUGAAGGUGGCAUUGAGAACAAUCCUGGAGAGAUUAAGGAUCCGGAUGUUUCAAUGCAACAAAUUGAAACCCCGAAACAUAAGAUAGUUUUGGAAAAUGAAGAUACUGAUGAUACCGGAAUGGACAUGGAUGAUGAUGGAAAAGACGCCAGUGAUGACGGAGAUGACACAAUUGUUGGAGAUUUGGAAGUGAAACAAGAACAGGAAGCUAGCUCACAUAAAAGAAUCGAAACCCAGGUGUCCUUGAAUGGAGACGGGGCGCAAAGGGAGUUUUUCCAAAAUCCUGAUGGGUUUACAGAAGAUGACGACCAUUUCUUCCCCUUCUUCUUGACCGCCGUGAUAGUCGUUGUAGUGUUGUACGUUUUAUACCACAAUAAGAACAAAGUAGGAAAAAUGUUCUUCGGUCUAAUAGUGGAGGGUCGGCAGCCGGGCCGCCGACGCAACAGCCGCGGCCACGCCUACCGCCGCCUCGACACCCUGGAGCAGGCUAUGAGCGCCAACAGCCCUGCGCCACCCAGCAAAAUCAUAUACUGAAUCUACUAGUCUCCUUGAAAGGUGUGAGUACCACCCGUAAACUAGCCCUGAGGACCUACCGCUAACAUGGAAACUUCGAAAAUCGUUAUAUGCUUCACUAUCGCUCGAAUAUGUAAGAGUGAUUCAGAAACAGAUGACUUUAGAUUUUUAGACGUUGGCGUUAAGCCCUCAGAAUUCCCGCCAUGAGUCGUCUUACAAGUGGGCACCGCGUAUUGUUUUGAUGUAUGAAGCGUAGCUUUUCAGUGUAACCUGAGGAAGGCGUUACAUGACCAGAUCUGCCACCGGCGUCUGGUUGCUGGAUUUAAGUGAAGGGAUCGAUUACACCUAAGUGGUUAUGCAUUAUCAUCACUCUUCUAUAAAUUUCUAGAGGAAGUGUUUUUAUUACACAUGCAUAGGCAACGCUAAACAUCGAAGCAUACGUAUUUAAUUUUGCGUAAUCUGAUUUUUACUAAUAUUCGGGAAUUGGGACUUCCAAUAAAAGAUUACGACUCUUACACAAAUAGUGCUGGGAUUUAAAUAAUGCUUCAAUGUCGUCGAAUCAUUUAGAAUUGUCCCUAAGUCAUUAUUUAUUACAUGUGGCAAUUAUGUUAUCAGUAUUUUUCUUUCGAAUUAUUUGUUUCACUUAAUAUAAAUGUAAUAAUAAUCCAUGUUAAAAUUACAAUUUAAUAGAAACUUCUUAAAUUGUAGAUUUGUACCUUAAAAAUGUAAUAAUUCAGAAAGUACAAUAUGUAACUUAGGUAUUUAGGUGUGCCUUCAUUAUUUAAUGCUUUCAUAACCUUCAAAACUGUUAUGUCUUUUGGUGUUUUUUUAGCGAUUUGUUAUACAAGUAUAGUUAUUAUAAUACUUACAUCUAUAUCUCCUUCUCCAUAUCAAAACCUAAAAUGUAUCAUGAUUAUGUAGAGUAUCAUUUUGGAUCUCAUGUACUUUUUAAAUAUGAAGUAUGAUUUUCCUAUAAAGUGAUUAUCAAAUGCUAAAUUAAAAUGUCUGUCUUUAUUAAGAAUAUUAUGGUAUACCCCAUUUCAUAUACCAUGGCGGGAUUCCCCUUGAGACGGUCAUUAGGCGUAAACAAUACAAGUAGUGACAACAAAAGAUACACGUGAAACUUUUGCGGCGUCGUGUCUUACACGUAACUGUCCAGUCUUGAUUCUUUCGUGUUAUUAUUUGACCACACGCUGGCUUUGAGGAGCAGAGCUUGUAAAGCAAUGUUAAACAAUAGAUCAACAUUAUGGUUCUCUUGGUGCAGUUUCAUGUGGAAUCCCGCCAUGGAAAAUGAAAUGGGGUAUACCUAAACAGGUUUAUUCGUCGUGUAUUAUACGAUUGAUACGAUUCUAUAUAUUUGCUGUACUGAAAGUGUUAAUUUAAUCUUUAAUUACAUGUCAUUCAAACAAAAACAUCUAUACUUGGUGUGGGCCUUUUCGUCUGUGUGAGAUGUUUUAAGCAGCAUCCUGGUAACGACACUUGCGUUCAUGGCUGUAUAGCCCUAUGCGAGAGAGGAUCCCUCGGAAAUUCUAGUGUAACAAAAAGUCUUAAAAACACUGUCUGUGACGCAUGUGUGAAAGCACAAACAACCGAACUAAAAUAGAUGCGUGAAGUCGACAAAUAAUACGUACUGAAAUCACACGAUCUGUACCUACUAUGGAACAUGCGCCGGACGUUUACUGAGGCUUGGACACAGCCUUGACACGUUUUUUACUUAACGUCACUGCGCUUGUAAAUUACGUCAUGUUCUAUUGUUAAAAACCAUAAUGAAACCCUGAAAACUCUAUAUAAGGCUUUCUUUUCUGAAAAUUUGACAGAUCAGGAUCACAUAGCGGAAUUUACCCACGCAACGUUAUGUCGUCUAGGAUUAAAUCUGUAAACGUAAACAAUCGAGUACAUUACAGUAGUUUCUUCUUCUAUGAUUGCCAUAGAACGAGUUUAACUCUUGUUUAUUUAUUUUAGUUGCUGCCGCUGCACAGCUGUGUUUCUCUUGGACAGAUAUCGAAAAAAAUAUGGUCUCUCAUUUAUUAUCAUUUUUACCUCAUUUGCACAAACAUAUUUUUUUAUUUUUUUCUUAUAUAGUGCACUGGCAAUUUAGGUUGUGAUAGCAGCAAUACAGUAAUUAUAAUUGAGUCUUACAAUGUAUUUUGUGCAAUUAUAGUCCAUUAUGGUUUGCGAAUAGGCGUAAGUUUUUAAUUAUAUUUCUAAACUUAUGACGCCCUUAUCGAAUAAUAUUCGUUUCUUUUAAUGUAGCUUAGAUUGUAUAAUGUUUUUAUUGCAGAAUAGUAUGAACUUGAUGGGCGUAUCAUACCUACUGAAGUGUCGCUCUGUAAGAGAUAUAUUUUGUACAUACUUAUUUUAUCAAAACCUUAUUUUCGUUUAAAACGAAUUUAUUUUUGUUCUAAUGACAUGUAAAUAGUUUAAGUAUUUAUUUAAGCCCAUUAAGGCACAUAAAGUAGUUUUUAAUAUGUUUGUAUUUGUUAAAAUAUCACGUAGGUAUUCAGUUUAUUUUCACCACGUGUUGUAACAUGAUCUAAUUAGACACAUAUAUGUAUACAUAUUAUUAUGCAACACUUAUGUGAACUUUGUAGACAAUAUGAAAUAUAUCAUACAGCAGUGUUUCAACAUUCAUACUCAAAGUAUUGUAGGAAUUUAGAGCGAAGAGAUUGACGCCACUUGAUUUUGUAUGUAAUUGAGUUUAUAUGUGACAUUCUUGAUAAUGGCUGUACUAUUUCUGUUAUAAAUAUAUACAGUAAGUGUCAACGUGUUGGCUGGAAAUAAACUUUAAAAAUCGAAUGUAUUUUUUUGCUCUUGGUAAUCCAUAGUUUAGAGUAAGUAAGUAGAUAUUCUUUACAUUACAUAUGGUGCUAUUUUACCGCACUAGUGCGAAAAUUAGCAUAUUACGUUACUGUGUCGAACAUUUAAAGGGCCAUAUGUACUGUAAAACGUACGAUACAUGUGCGAAUAGGUAAUUCGCAACUCGUGUCGUUUUAAAACACUCCCUUCGGUCAUGUUUUAAUUUAUCGCCACUAGUUUUGAAUUUCCUAUUUUUCGCACUUGUAUCGUAAUGUACUAUUACAGUAUAUGGUGCUACUUUCCCGCACGCGCGUGUUUUAAUUUAUCACAACGCGUAGCGAAUUUCCUAUUUUCACCAUACAGUACAGUACAGGCAGUGUUAGAUUUGUUUUAAUCAUCUGGUGUGCCAAUUUCUAUAGGCCCUUUUUCAGUACAGACGUUGACACCUAGUCUGGCAGGCAUCAUUAAUUUUGUAGUUACUUCGAAGUUACGCUAUUUUCUGAAAAAAUAUGUCCCGAAGGUGUUGAACGUUGAUAUAAGUAAUAAACAGGAUGAAAUUGUUAUGUUUGAUCAUACGCCGAGGGGCGAGGGGUGAAUAUGCGGGUCAUAAUAACCGUAGGGUAUUUCACUCUGUCUGUAUCUAGAUUAUCUAGUCAACAAGGACAGAAAAUAAAUUGAAUUGGACAAAACGAACAUACGAAAGGCAUACGAGGCAGACAUAAUAUAUUAUCGCCAUCUGUGCCAUCUCGUUUAAAACAAUAUCCAAAAGGCUUCACAAUUGCCAGAUCAGCUUAUAAUGGCGCUCAGUAAAUGCUCACCUUGCCGACAGAUGGCGGGCGUAAUGGUUUCAGCGAAGCUGCUCAAAACUUGACGUUGCCAAAAGCUUGGUAUAAAAUUAGCUCGCCGUGCUUAUCCUUAUUUAAUCAGAAUUUUAUUGCACGUGCACCUAACGCGCGAGAGCAAUCGAGGCUAGGUAUCAUACGAUUCCUCGCAUCUCGUAUGCAGAGUGGAUAUAACGAACCCUUGCAUAUUAUACAAAUGCAAUGACAAACAGUGACCGCUCUCCAAUUAAAAAAUAUGACUUUAGUAGUUAAUAUCAUACUUACGAAAUUACAGCUUUCUAGCAUAAAAAAAGACUUAAUGGCUCCAGUUUUGGUUAUUAGUGGGGCAAGGCAUAAAAUAAAAAAAUACGGCCCCUAUAUCUAUACAGCCAUUAUUUAUUAAUAUUUUUCACCACACCGGCUGCUAAAGGCUGUCUUUGUAAAGUUUCUUUGUAAGGGUUUUUUGAAGUCAAACACUGAUAGGAAAGUUGCACUUUAUCCACAUUUGUAUUUUCCACGCGUUGAUGGUAUGGUGAAAAAUGAUCCCCCUUAUUCAUGACAUAAACGUGUAGAUACUAAAGUUACGAUGCCGCUAAUAAUCGUUUGUCCCUUUCCAUCAUACCAAUACGUCGGAAAGGGACAAACGAUUAUUAGCGGCAUCGUAACUUUAGUACACGUUUAUGAAUAAGGGGUUUGUGUUUCCCUCGAGAGUAGUUUAACUCUCGUGCCUUGAGCCGUGCCGUGCUCUUGUCAGAUACUUUUGGCGCGUUGUUUCAUCCGCUACUAUUGAUGCUGACUGUACAAAGUUAAGAGUAAAAUUUUAAAUACAAGUAUUUUCUAAAUCUACUUUUAUUUAUUACAUCGAAUUUUGCACCAUAACGCCAUCAGUUCUGUUUUAUGGAAUAGACUAUGAGUCAAAUCACGAUCAUUACAAAAGUAUUAUUCCCACUGACUGAGAAUAAAAUAUAUCCCACUAGUUGCCACCAAGUUCCCGGUGGUAACAACUGGGAAAUAUGUAGUAUAGUUAUUUAUUUUACAAGGGAGCCAAGAUGUUGUUUAACUCCUUGUGCUAUUGAUACCCAAGCAAGCGAAAGAUUUCAAACUGAAACAUGAGCAUAGCUAGUGUUUCGUGAAGGAUUUCAAGGCACGAGGGUUAAACAAACUUUGCCACCUAGGGAAACACAUGGUUAUAUGAGGAAGGGUGGUUAUAUAGGUAUAGGUAUAUACCCAAAAGCAUAACUGCACAAUAGCCUCAUAAAUCAUUAAGCUAUUACUUAUCAGUAAGCAUGUAUUAUGAGGUAAUUAAUAAGAAAAGGUAGUUAUAAUAAAGCAUUAGCUUAAUGCGCCUACUAAUUACGCUUACGAUCUUAUUUUUCCUGGUACCUAUUAAGUAACGAAAAUAUAUUUAAGUUCAUAAUUAAUUAAUUAGUCGCUGUAAAUUAUUAAUCUUGUAUUCAAGUAUAAUAUAAAUAGACAGGUAAAAAUUGAUUCAUUGUGUGUUCCGAUUCGAUAAGAAGUGCUUGAGAAGGUUCAAAACCACAAAAUAUAAUGGAAGAAUAUAAGUCGCAGUUAAAUGAAACUUGUGAGGCAUUUGAAAAUAAUAUUACCAUAAACGUCACCCAGGACGCUCAAUUAGACAAAGAAAUAUGGGAAUUCCAAAAAGAAGAUUCAGAUGAUAUGGCAUUGUAUAAUCUGUGCGAAAAGAUUGAAAAUCAGGUCGCUUUGCUCUCUGAGUUACUACCGCCAGAAACAGUGUGUCGACUAUUUCAACGAAAUACCUAUAAAGAUACGAUCACUCCGAAAUCCUAAGGUAAACUACAAUGAACCAAGGAUUGAGAAAGAGCAGAAAAUAAUAAAAUUAGACGAGAUGAAAAUAUAUAAAAUACAUGUUGUGAUAAAUGGCAUAGCAGCCAUAGGCGAAGGCGAGCCGGUCGCCUUCAAGCUGCGUAAACUGUAACAUGUCACAGAAACUUUCAGAAAUCACAAUUGAAGAAGGCAAAAUACAGUUGUACCGGAUUUUUUAGGAUCAAUUUUCAAGUGUCAUUCAUAAAUGAACAAAUGUGUGUCAGAUAUCUAGAAAUAAAUUAUUAAUACCACCUUA